GAAAAAUCUCAUGCCGGUUUCUUGCUGUAGCUGUAAGGUGUUUAAGGAAAGGAAAAUGGUACAGGAACUCUUACCUUUAUCCAAAUUCCCUUGUGUUGUAGUUCUUUGUGAACGUGAUCCUAUUGUUCUUUCAUCAAAACCUUACCAAUUUAAUAUCAAUGGCUACUCUUAACUUUAUCACUCCUCGCAAAAUCUCUCCACUGUCCAAACCCAUCGAACUAUCCCAUAAACCCAACACCUCUCCUCUUCUCCUCUCUACCGGACUCUUUAGAAAACCCAAACCAUCAAAAAGUUCGCUCCCUUUAACAAAUAACAGAAAAAGAUGGGCAAGUGGGUCGCUAACAGAGGACAGGGAAGUUCCAGUAAAGGAUAGUCGUCUCAAGGACCAAGAAAAUCCUUCAUUCUUUACAGGGUCUAAUGAUUUUGAGGAUCUUUCAUCUUCUUCUAUCAAAGAGAAAGGAGAAGGCGAUGGAAAUGGAAAUGGUGAUAAAGAGAAGUUCAUUAGUAGAGCAAUUAACGCUAGUAUUGUUUUGGGUUUUGGGACUCUUGCUGUCAGUAAGUUGCUCACUAUUGAUCAUGAUUAUUGGCAUGGAUGGACCCUUUAUGAGGUACUACGGUACGUGCCUGAACACAAUUGGAUUGCAUAUGAACAAGCUCUCAAAACAAACCCCGUUUUAGCCAAAAUGGCUAUUAGUGGGAUUGUGUACUCUAUAGGAGAUUGGAUUGCACAAGUAAUGCUGAUGAAGGCUCUUUUUCCUUUUGAAGAUUGGUGGGUGGUCCCUGCCAAAGUUGCCUUUGACCAAACAGUGUGGUCAGCAAUUUGGAACAGCAUCUAUUUCACAGUGUUGGGUUUCCUUCGUUUCGAGUCACCGGCCAAUAUUUUCAGUGAACUGACAGCAACAUUUUGGCCUAUGUUGACUGCGGGAUGGAAACUUUGGCCUUUUGCUCACUUGAUUACAUAUGGUGUUAUCCCUGUUGAGCAAAGACUUCUUUGGGUGGAUUGCGUGGAACUCAUCUGGGUCACCAUACUCUCUACUUAUUCAAAUGAGAAAUCAGAGUCUCGAAUAUCAGAGGCAACAUCAGAAUCAGAUCCCAAUUCUUCAACCAAUCCAUCUGAGGAGUAACUGGAAGGCCAUAUAACUUUAUGGGAAGGAAUUUGUAAUUGUUGGUCUAUAGAUUGACUGACCAUGUCCACCUCUCUGCUUCUAGAAGCCAAACAUAUUUCAAUAGAAUGGACAUGAGGAAAGGCUAAUAAGAUCAUGGAGCUGUAUUUAUUAUUUUCUUUUACAUAUGUUUACAGUCUCACUGUCAAAUCCACAUUGAGAAUCAGAGAACGGAGUGGCAAAUAUUGCCCCAUUGUUGUAUUAAGGUUAUGCUAAUCGAUAUAUUGAAAUGAUGAAAAGGGAGAAUGUAUAUGAAGCACUAGUUUACUAAUUACUUGAAAGAAGUACAAAAUUCAGUUCAUCCCUUCUCGAUUUCAGCCUUAAAA
Messenger RNA from Jatropha curcas, 1489 nucleotides. The record is from RefSeq and is a predicted model, not a curated record. NCBI's taxonomy places the organism in Eukaryota, Viridiplantae, Streptophyta, Magnoliopsida, Malpighiales, Euphorbiaceae.